CGAGGGAGGAGUGUCUGACAGUUGGCGCCGCUGGGAGGGACGGCGGGCGGCGCGAGUAGGCGCGGGCCCGGUGGGCCAGGAUUCAGAGAGCAGCAUCAAGGCCAAAGAGACAAUGGUCUCAGUGACUAUGGCCACUUCGGAGUGGAUCCAGUUCUUUAAGGAAGCCGGCAUUCCUCCAGGACCAGCUGUCAACUAUGCUGUGAUGUUUGUGGAUAAUAGGAUUCAGAAGAGCAUGCUGCUGGAUCUCAAUAAGGAAAUCAUGAAUGAACUGGGUGUGACUGUGGUGGGCGACAUCAUUGCCAUUCUCAAGCACGCCAAGGUGGUACACCGCCAGGACAUGUGCAAAGCUGCCACUGAGUCAGUGCCCUGCAGUGCCAGCCCCCUCCCAGGCAAGAUUCGCCGAGGCACCUCUAGUGCCGCCUCCAGAAUGAUCACCAACAGCCUGAAUCGUGACUCCCCACCUGGUACCCCCCCCAGGCGGCCAGACACCAGCACAUCCAAGAUCUCAGUCACUGUGUCCAAUAAGAUGGCAGCAAAGAGUGCCAAGGUUGCAGCAGCCCUAGCCCGCCGAGAGGAGGAGAGCCUGGUUGUUCCCACCAAGCGGCGCAGGGUCACUGCUGAGAUGGAGGGGAAAUACAUCAUCAACAUGCCCAAAGGCACCACCCCCCGGACUCGCAAGAUCCUGGAGCAGCAGCAGGCAGCAAAAGGUCUCCACAGGACAUCGGUGUUUGACCGCCUCGGCGCAGAGACCAAGGCAGACACGACAACGGGGCAUAAACCCACAGGAGUCUUCAGUCGCCUGGGGGCCACCCCAGAGAUGGAUGAGGAUCUGGCUUGGGAUAGUGACAACGACAGCAGCAGCUCUGUCUUGCAGUAUGCUGGGGUCCUCAAGAAGCUAGGGCGGGGCCCAGCCAAGGCUAGUCCCCAGCCUGCACUGACUGUCAAAGCCAAGGCCACAAGCUCAGCAACAACGGCGGCUACCCCCACGCUGAGGCGCCUGGCGCUUUCCACACACUCUGGGCUUGAGAGGAAACCAGAGUCCCUGUCCAAAGUCAGCAUCAUCCAGAGACUGGGCAAGGCUGCCCUCGUGCCUGAGGCCCAGGACAGCCAGGUCACAAGCACCAAGAGUAAGUCCUCGGCCGAAGUCAAGGUCACCAUUAAGAGGACUCUGGUGGGGCCCCGGGGGAGCAGCUCCAGCGAGGGCCUUGGUGCCCAGAUGGACCACGCAGGCACUGUGAGCGUGUUCAAAAGACUCGGCCGCAGGACCUUCUAGCCCACGUGUGGGGCGGGUGCAGGUGGCAGAACCGCAGGUGUCUGCCCCAGCCCCCUCCAGGCCCCUGGCUCCGUCCCCUUCCCGCCAGCUCCUGGAUGGCACUGCUGUCUCCCUCAGGUGUUCGAGCUGGGCCCGAGUAUCCUAGGGACUCACCCCAUGCUCCCUAGUCUGGGUUGGGUGUGGCCUGACCUUGCCCACUCUGCAACUUUCCUUCUUUCAUGUCCUCUAUUUUCUCCUCUCUCUGGCCUUGGCAAAACCCACAUUUCUACCUCUCCCAAGUGCCAAGGGCGAUUUUCUGUCCUAUGUUUCCCCUUCUUCCCUCUCAGUAGUAGCAUCUGCUGCCUCAAACCCCAGCUCCUCAGCCUCCCUGUCGCCUCAUUGCCCACAGAGUGGGUGUCACCUUGGGGGACUCCCUUAUCCCCCUACCCCACCUCACUCCUCUGUUCCUGCCCCUAUUACUUUAAUCUCUCUCUCUUUCCCUCUCUUCACUCUGUUCAUUUCUCUUCUGUUUUCUGUCCCUGUGGCAAGGCCCGACUGUCCGCUGUGUCCUGCCUGACCCUCCUGCACCUCUGGCCUCCCAGCGACCCCCUCAUCGACAGUGGCGUCGAACCUGUAAAGACUGUUAGCCACCCUCCACUCCCAGGCUGGAGGGAUGGCCCCAGACCCUGGGCUGCUGCCAGGGCACCUCUGUUUAACUGCCUUGGACAUCUUUUUCUCUGAAAGUCUGUGGCGGGUGGUGGGCAAAUGGCCCUGGGAAGGGCAGCCAGUGCUGAGAGAGAAGACAACGGCUGUUUUAAUAUAUUUUUGUGACUUUCAAA
Otolemur garnettii (small-eared galago) is the source of this 2091-nucleotide messenger RNA. RefSeq names its product chromosome unknown C19orf47 homolog (gene CUNH19orf47). The coding region runs from base 113 to 1273 and encodes 386 amino acids. The record is from RefSeq and is a predicted model, not a curated record. Lineage: Eukaryota; Metazoa; Chordata; Mammalia; Primates; Galagidae. The transcript has 9 exons. Gene Ontology annotation, cellular component: nucleus.